Molecule: messenger RNA, 1605 nt
Organism: Mesorhabditis belari
Lineage: Eukaryota; Metazoa; Nematoda; Chromadorea; Rhabditida; Rhabditidae
Source: the annotation of a GenBank genome assembly
AUGGAUCCCAACUUUUUAUUGGGAAUUUUCGUGGCCAUAACGAUUUUCAUGGUUUCAAUUCUAUUUUUAACAAGAAAAACUGGGAAAUCGAUAAAAAACGAGAAAAAUGAAACGGUAAAAGAAGUGAAGCCAAAUUUACCACAACAAAUUAAAUCGAAAAAAGAAAAAACCUGGGGAAAUAAGAAAGAAGCCGGUUUGUAUGCUCAUUCGUGGAGUCUGACGACGUUAAAGGGGCACACGGGACCUGUCCUUGAUGUGGACUUUGCAUCAGAUGGGAAAAAGUUUGUUUCGAUUUCUGAUGACGGGACAAUGAUUUUAUGGCAUAUAAAAGAUUUUGAAGAAAAAGAACACAAAUUCUCGAGAAACCCGUUGGAAUUCGAUCGAAUGACUCUAGUAAGCUUUGGGCCAGACUCAAAGUCUUUACUGGUAGCGAUGAAACGGGAAAACAAGCUUGGUGUGUACACGAUUCAAAAACGCGAGGACACGGGCACAAAGCGAUUGACGAAAGUGGAGUCGGUUGAUUUCCCAAAAGUGCACACGCAAAACAUCACGCAAAUCGGUUUUGCGUCAAACGGGAAAUUCGUUUUCUCGGCGUGCGCUGAGGGAAAAGUUGUGAUCUACAGUUUGAGGGGUGAUAUUUUGGAGCGAUUGGAGCCGAAAAUUGGCGGUUUUUACGAUGCUGUUUUGUCGAGGGAUGGUCGCUUUUUGGCGAUCACCGGCUUCAGCCCUGAGGCUUUCGUUUACGAAAUCAAAUUCACCGCCAAAGGUGAGUUCGUCUCGGCGAAGAAAGCCUUUAAUCUGCAGGGUGCUCGUUCGGGCAUUCACUCGGUUUCUUUCAAUCAGGAUUCCUCUCGAGCUGUUACUGUGUCGAAAGACGGAUAUUGGCGGGUCUACAAUACGGAUAUUCGAUUCGCGCAAGGCGAAGAUGCAAAAGAAAUCGCCAGUGGUGAAUGGCUUGAAUUGAAAGGCGCGAAGAAAGUCCAUCUCGAUAUGUCUCCAUCUGGUGGAUCUUUCGCAAUCGCCAUUGGCAAAACGCUGAAAAUUUCCACUAUCGAUGAAGAUUUUGAGCCAAUGCUUGACGUUCAAGAAGAGCCGAUCACGCGCGUGCAAAUCUCUCCAAACGGACAAAUGGUGGCGACAAGCGGCAGCAAAUUCAUUCGACUCUUUCACAAUGUGCCCGAGUCAUAUGCAGAGAUUUAUCGAUUGAAAAAUAAUGUGAUUGACUUUAGCUAUUCGAUGAGUGUCCUUGGGUAUGUCCGAGUGUUUGCGGUUUCCACUUUGAUCCUCAACUUGCUUGUCGUCUAUUUAAUCGUUUUUGCUACACCGAAAAGCUUGGGCAAUUUCCGAUGGCAUAUUUUAACGUUACACAGCUUUCAAAUGAUUUUCGAAUUCGGUGUCAUUUAUUGUCAAUUUCCGUUUCUUGGACUCCCAGCAUUUGUCGGUUUCACGGUUGGGCUAUUCACCGAGUUAGGAAUCGGAAUCUAUUGGCAAAUGGUCUUUUCAAGCUUCGCUUUAUUUUCGAUGCUCUCAAUGGUUCAACUAAUCGUUUUCUCGCGUCACCAAGCCAUUUUGCCCGCCAAUCAUUGGUUGAAAUUGGGAAAAGUG